Molecule: messenger RNA, 5749 nt
Organism: Mobula hypostoma (lesser devil ray)
Lineage: Eukaryota; Metazoa; Chordata; Chondrichthyes; Myliobatiformes; Myliobatidae
Gene: rprd1b
Product: regulation of nuclear pre-mRNA domain containing 1B
Exons: 7
Coding region: 222-1199 (325 amino acids)
Biological process (GO): mRNA 3'-end processing
Molecular function (GO): RNA polymerase II C-terminal domain binding
Source: RefSeq, a predicted model, not a curated record
ACGUGCACACCGGUGAAGUUUUCCGACCGUCGCAGAGCCCGCGAGGUCGUCUGUUAAUGCCAGAAGCCCCCCGGACACCCGCUGUCACGUGAUCCGAUCCCCCGGCGGCGACACCCUCUGACCUCCCGGGGCGGGGUGAGAGGUCACGCCGCCAUUUCAGCAGCCGGGGAGCGGAGCGCGGGGAGUCGGUAUCUCGCCUCCUCUCUGUCCGCUGUAAGGAGAUGUCCUCCUUCUCGGAAAGCGCGUUGGAGAAGAAACUCGCCGAGCUGAGCAACUCGCAGCAGAGCGUGCAAACCCUUUCGCUCUGGCUGAUCCAUCAUCGGAAACACGCCGGCAUUAUCGUGCACGUCUGGCACCGAGAACUGAAAAUAGCUAAACCAAGCAGGAAGCUGACGUUCAUCUAUCUGGCUAAUGAUGUCAUUCAGAACAGUAAGAGAAAAGGUCCCGAAUUCACCAAGGCCUUUGAAGGAGUUCUCGUGGAUGCAUUUUCGCAUGUUGCCAGAGAAUCUGAACAGAGCUGUAAGAAGCAAAUGGAACGAGUCCUGAAUAUAUGGCAAGAAAGAGUUGUGUACGAUGCUGAUUUUAUUCAGCAGCUUAAGUUGACCGUGGAUGAGUCCAGCAGUCCAGUUUCAGUAGGUGAAGAGAAAAGAACACUGAAACGCAGUUAUCCAGUUGUUGAAGAUGAUGAAGAUGACGAUUAUAGAGUCAACUAUUCCCCUAUUGACACUGGUGCAGGUCCAAUGUUGACUGAAAAUCUGAUUAAAGCUUUGCAAGACUUGGAAAAUGCAGCAUCUGGGGACGCAACUGUUCGUCAGAAGAUUGCAUCGUUACCUCAAGAAGUACAAGACGUCUCACUCUUGGAGAACAUUGCAGAUAAAGCAGCUGCUGAAAGGCUAUCAAAAACAGUUGAUGAGGCUUGUUUGCUGUUGGCUGAAUACAAUGGGCGACUUGCAGCAGAACUGGAUGACCGAAGGCAGCUGGCAAGAAUGCUGACUGAGUACAUCAGUAGUCAGAAGGAGAUCCUGGGAGAGAAAGAGAAAAAGCUAGCAGAAUAUAAGCAGAAACUGGCUCAAGUAACACAAGUUCGGAAAGAGCUGAAAUCGCAUAUCCAGAAUUUGCCGGACCUAUCGUUGCUUCCCAACGUUACUGGUGGUUUAGCACCAUUGCCUUCUGCUGGUGACCUUUUCUCCAGCGACUGAACCUCUACCCAUUUCUCAGGCGUCAAACCACAAUACCUCCACUGUGUGACUUCUUGAUGGUGUGGACUUAGAAUAAAUGAUGGAAGUGAAUCAGCAAGGCCAAACUUAGGCACAGCAUCUGUGUGCAAACUUCAUUAGAGCUGUAGUAACCCUAACAUAAUGGCUUACAACAGAUUGAAGCAUACAGAGGAAAAUAAACACUAUUCACCUGCAAGUUCCAAACACAACUUCAGUCCUAGACCAGGGAUGGUGGGAACUCUGUAACCAGGAUGGCAAGUGACACCUAGUAUGAAUCAAAUGAACAGUGUUAGCUGUGCUCAUGAGUCCAUUGUACAGAACAUGCUGUUCUUCUCAGGCUUUAAUAUUCAGGAAGCGGGCAAAUUGUUGGCAGUAAAGGUGGUGCACUAUUGCUGGCUGCUUGUAUACAUUUCCUGUUUGACAGAUUAAUUGCAACUGAAUUUGACAUAAUAAAUAUGCAUUUCUCCAGGUUGACCAAUCAACUUGCCCUUUUUAGCCAAAUCAUUUUUAAAUUUUUACAUGUCUCUCCAAGAGUAAGGAAACUUUAACCAUGACUGUUAUGUAAACUGGAAUAAACAUUUAGUAUGUAGCUGGUCCUGAUGCCUUUUUGGCUUGUGGUGAAAAGAUGUCUUAAUAAAAGCUGUUCCUUCCAGUUUGUGGUAAGAGCACAAACUCUUUCCCAAUUUAAUCAAACAAUGAAAGGAAAUCCAAAAAAAAAAAGACUUUUAAUGUUGGAAGUGUUGUUUCCAGAAUGGAACAAGAAUUACAUUGGGGCUUCCAAUCUGUCUGACAAUACUGCUUUAUCUUUAGUGCACUGUGACAGUGUUCAGACAUUAAGCAAUUUGUCCAGCUGUGUGACUGCUAUGUUUGGUUUUAUACUGUGGGCUCAUAAUUCAGCUUUUUCCUCUCUAAGAGCUACAUAGCCUACGGUAAAGUCUGCUCUGUUUAUACAGUGGCAUGCAAAAGAUUUGGCACCCCGGUCAAAAUUUCUGUUACCGUGAAUAGCUGAGUAGAAGAUUGAACUGAUCUCCAAAAGUCAUAAAGUUAAAGAUGAAACAUUCUUUUCAACAUUUUAAGCAAGAUUAGUGUAUUAUUUUUGUUUUGUACAAUUUUAGAGUGGGGGGGGAGGAAAGGAGCACCAUGCAAAUGUUUUGACACCCCAAGAGAUUUGAGCUCUCAGAUAACUUUUACCAAGGUCUCAGACCUCAAUUAGCUUGUUAGGGCUAUGGCUUGUUCACAGUCAUCGUUAGGAAAGGCCAGGUGAUGCAAAUUUCAAAGCUUUAUAAAUACCCUGACUCCUCAAACCUUGUCCCAACAAUCAGCAGCCAUGGGCUCCUCUAAGCAGCUGCAUAGCACUCUGAAAAUUAAAAUAAAUGAUGCUCACAAAGCAGGAGAAAGCUAUAAGAAGAUAGCAAAGCAUUUUCAGGUAGCCGUUUCCUCAGUUCAUAAUGUAAUUAAGAAAUGGCAGUUAACAGGAACAGUUGAGGUCUAGAAGACCAAGAAAACUUUCCGACAGAACUGCUCGUAGGAUUGCUAGAAAGGCAAGUCAAAUCUUUCUUCAGGAAGAUUUAGCAGACUCUGGAGUGGUGGUGCACUGUUCUACUGUGCAGCGACACCUACACAAAUAUGACCUUCAUGGAAGAGUCAUCAGAAGAAAAUCUUUCCUGCAUCCUCACCACAAAAUUGAACGUAAGACGUUUGCAAAGGAACAUCUAAACAAUCCUGAUACUUUUUGGAAACAAGUCCUGUGGACUGAUGAAGUUAAAAUAGAACUUUUUGGCCACAAUGAGCAAAGGUAUGUUUGGAGAAAAAAGGGUGCAGAAUUUCAAGAAAAGAACUUAAGCACGGAGGUGGAUCGAUCAUGCUUUGGGCUUGUGUUGCAGCCAGUGGCACGGGGAACAUUUCACUGGUAGAGGGAAGAAUGAAUUCAAUUAAAUACCAGCAAAUUCUGGAAGCCAACAUCGCACCGUCUGUAAAAAAAAAGCUGAUGGUGAAAAGAGGAUGGCUUCUACAACAGGAUAAUGAUCCUAAACACACCUCAAAAUCCUCAAUGGACUACCUCAAGAGGUGCAAGGUGAAGGUUUUGCCAUGACUCUCACAGUCCUCCGACCUAAACAUCUUCAAAAAUCUGUGGAUAGACCUCAAAAGAGCAGUGUAUGCAAGACAGUCGAAGAAUCUCAGAACUAGAAGCCUUUUACAAGGAAGAAUGGGUGAAAAUCCCCCAAACAAGAAUUGAAAGAUUUAGCUGGCUACAGAAAGCGUUUACAAGCUGUGAUACUUGCCAAAGGGGGUGUUACUAAGUACUGACCAUGCGGGGUGCCCAAACUUUUACUUCGGGCCCUUUUCCUUUUUUUGUUAUUUUGAAACUGUAAAAGAUGGAAAUAAAACAGUAAUCUUGCUUAAAAUAGUAAAGAAAUGCGUCCUCUUUAACUUUUAUGCCUUUUGGAAAUCAGGUCAUCUUUUACUCGUUUAGCUAUUCACAGUAACAAAUUUUGACCAGGGGUGCCCAAACUUUUGCAUGCCACUGUAGCUCUCUGUUGCAUAACCAUGUGUUAGAUGUUCCAGGUAUUUGACGGUAUGGAACCAAAUCAAUAUUGCCUGAAUAGCUUUUCCUUUAAUUUAAAUCUAGCAUUAUUUUAAAGAUCAUCCACCUGAAUGAAAUCAGUUUAGUUGUGCAAACAAGACUUGUACUGGACUAACUUUUUGUUGAAAAGAAUUCUUAUUUCAAGUUUAAACAUUUUUGAAGCUGCAGUUUAGAAGUAUUGUGACUGAAGUUCAGCCUUUUACAAUGUAAAGGUACGAGGUGGUACGCCAUUUUUACUUUUCAUUAAUUUGAUUAUAAGCAUACUUUAGAAAAAAAUCAGCUGAGAAGCAAAUUAAUUGAAACAUCAUUAUCUCACACUGAAUGUACAAGUUUUUGAAUGAAUUCAGUGGGUUAGAAACUUGUGUAUUUCAAGACCACCCCCCCCCCACCCCACCAUGGAUUUUGCUCCAACAGUUCUGAGAAAAGAUUUUAAGCUUUUUUUUUAAGAAAAGGUUUCAGCAGCCAUUGUAGUACAUUUUUUUUGGCAUGUCCACUUCACAUUGGUUUCUGUUUGAUGGUAGAGGUUUUUUUAAGCAUGUUGCACCAGUCAGCCAGCCAUUCUUGUCUGGCGUGUGGUGUCAGGAUUGGUCUCCUUUUGGAUUAACUGAUGUGAACGUUCCUGACUCGACCCUGUUUUUUUUAUGAGGCUGAGUGGCUAGCUUGAUGCUCAACCCGGCACAGACGGAAAGCGUGCUCUGGGGGUGGCUCAACUUGGAUUCGAACUCGGGAGUCUUCGCUCCGGAGUCCGGCGCUGAUGCCAUUGCGCCACCAGCCGGCCACAUGGUAGAGAUAUUAAGAAGGAAAGUAUAGUAUUCACUCUUUAGAUGACAUUUGAAAAGCAGUUGUUUCUCAAGUAUUAAAAUGCUAAUCUUCUGAGUUAUCCAUGGAAAAUGGACGCAUUAUCAUUGGGUUUACAUGGUUUGGAAAGAUUGAUUUAACUGAAAUGCCCCCCCCCAACCCCCUGCAAGUACUCAGUCAUAACUAAUAGCCCUCUGACCACAUGAAAUUGGAAUCAUUAGUAUCAUAGGCAUUUCUAACCAGCCAUAGUGGGAAGUGCAGGUCAUAGAGUAAUCUGAAUUAAUUUGAGAAAGGAACAAAAGCUUUCUAAUUUUAUAUUUACACUGUGUUUGUGGCCUACAAUUGGAACUGCCUGUCACAGUGUCACAGAGUAAUUCAUUCAUUUUAAAAGGACUGACUCAAGAUUUGACUGACUAGUGUCAGUUGUUAGUUUUCUUUAUGAUUGAUACCUUUCCGUUAUCUCUGCAAUCUGUACAAGGGUCAUCAUUGCCUUUUCAAAGUGUUUUCUUCAAAAAUUACUAAUUUCUAUAACUAAAAAAAUUACUAGCAUUUGAAAUGUGUUUCAAGAAUUCACAUACAAGUUUGCCUGCAUCACACAUGCAUCCCGUUAUUUGGCACAUCUAUUAAAUAUGUACUUGAAAAUUUUGCUUGGUUGAGGAUAAGUUCUUUGCAAAGCAUUUUUUUUCUUCAGGAAGCUCUGACAAAAGUAGUAUUUUCACAAUUUAUUCUGGGCAAGCUGUCACUUCUGCUUUCACAAUUUUUUCCCCAAAUAUGGCACACUUACACGAAGUUUGAGCAUCUCGGUGUUUGAUCUCCAUGUAAAUAUGCAGUAUUUUCAGUGGAAUCGCAUAUUUUUCCUCCAGAAGUGUACUUUGUUGGGAUCAACAUCUUUUUGGACGGCUAUUAGUGAGUGAUUUCUGUUUCAAAUAAUGAGUCAUAAUGUGGAUACAAUGGAAUACAACACAAAUUGUCAUGUUAUCUUUAACACCCUUCAGAAUAUGCCUUGUCAAAGCCAUGCAUAGUUUUCCAAAAUGAAGCAUUCUGGAAUAAAAGAUUAUUUCUUUAUUUUGUGGGAAAUUUCUCCACUUUGAAAAUGUGCAGAAACUUUUGAAUGUAUUUUAAGAAACCUUAAUAAAACUAGUAAUUUUGA